UUUUGACUCUGGACUAGAAAUGACACCAGUAAAUAUGCAACAACUUCAACCACAACCACCUCGCCAAACUGUUCAUGUACAAUUUCAAUCACAACAAUUCCAGCCACACCAAUUCCAAACAGGACCAUCCCAACAACAACAAUUCCAACCCGGACAAUUCCAACCUCAACAAUUCCAAUCACAACAAACAUCACAUGAUUUAAAUAACAUUCCAAGAAAUGAUGCAAAUGAAAACAAUUCAAAUACUGGUGAUGGAAAUAAUGGUAAGAGAGAUAAAUAUUCUGUUGAAAUAUUAAGUUAA
Molecule: messenger RNA, 301 nt
Organism: Meloidogyne enterolobii
Lineage: Eukaryota; Metazoa; Nematoda; Chromadorea; Rhabditida; Meloidogynidae
Source: the annotation of a GenBank genome assembly